Molecule: messenger RNA, 2732 nt
Organism: Coffea arabica (coffee)
Lineage: Eukaryota; Viridiplantae; Streptophyta; Magnoliopsida; Gentianales; Rubiaceae
Source: RefSeq, a predicted model, not a curated record
CUGUCAAACACCCUCACUACACGCACUAUAUAAAUACAUCCUCCUUAAAUGCCACCAGUCCACCGGGGCCGGCACCAACAUUACCGCCACCAGUUUAAUCUUGGAGAGCAUUUCAGAAAUGGCGGAAGAAGAAGUAGCGGAGAACAAGCAGGUGAUACUGAAGCACUAUGUCAGUGGUUUUCCAAAAGAGAGUGAUAUGGAAAUCAGAACCACCAAAACCCAGCUGAAGCUCCCGGAAGGUUGUUCGGGGGCAAUUUUGGUGAAGAAUCUCUACUUGUCUUGUGACCCUUACAUGAGAAACCGCAUGAGGAAGAUGGAAGGCAGCUACAUUGAGUCCUUUACUCCUGGCUCCCCUAUAGGUGGAUAUGGAGUGGCUGAAGUUUUGGAUUCUACUCAUUCAAACUUCAACAAAGGUGAUCUGGUUUGGGGAAGGACUACAUGGGAAGAUCAUAGCAUUAUCACUUCAACAGAAAGUCUCGCUAAGAUUCAGCACACAGAUGUGCCUCUGUCCUACUAUACAGGCAUCCUGGGUAUGCCCGGAAUGACUGCUUACGCUGGUUUUUUCGAGGUAUGCUCUCCUAAGAAAGGAGAACGUGUCUUUAUUUCAGCCGCUUCUGGAGCUGUUGGCCAACUUGUUGGGCAAUUUGCAAAGUUAUUUGGUUGCUAUGUUGUUGGAAGUGCUGGAAGCAAAGAAAAGGUUGAUUUAUUGAAGAACAAGUUCGGGUUUGACAAAGCUUUUAACUAUAAAGAAGAGGCAGAUUUAAAUGCAGCUCUUAAAAGGUAUUUUCCAGAUGGUAUUGAUAUUUACUUCGAUAAUGUAGGAGGAAAGAUGCUUGAUGCCGUGCUUCUACACAUGACCCUCCACAGCCGCAUUGCUGCUUGUGGCAUGAUUUCACAAUAUAAUCUUGAGCAGCCAGAAGGAGUUCGCAAUCUGAUGUGCUUGAUCACCAAGCAAAUUCGAAUGGAAGGAUUUUUAGUGUUUGAUUACUAUCAUCUCUAUCCUAAGUUCCUGGAAAUGAUUAUCCCACAGAUAAAAGAAGGGAAGAUCACUUAUGUGGAAGACAUAGCUGAAGGCCUUGAGAAUGCCCCGCGUGCUUUGAUAGGGCUAUUCUCAGAGCCCAACAUUGGGAAGCAGGUGGUAGCUGUUACCCUUGGAUAGUGUACAUCAUCUAGAAUUGUCCUUUUCACAGUUUGUGCUUUGGUUUUGUCUAGUAUACUUGGUAUCUCGUGCAAUGCUGGGAAGCAAAUAGUAGCUGUUGCAAACGUUUAAUAAUGUGUGUCGAGUGGAACUCACGGAAGUGCUUUCAGCUUUGGUGCUUGGCUUUGUCUUAUAGACCUGGCAUCUUGUCAAAUAUAUAAAUAGAAUCUCACUGCUUUUCAGAGCCCAAUAGCAGCAUUAAUCUAAUCUUUUUGUGGUCUGUUGAGUACAGGAAAGAACAGUUGGUGCUUUUCUGUGUUACAGAUAUCAAUCAACAGCAUUUUGCCUUAAGAAUGACAGAUGCAGCAUUUUGCAUUAUUUCCAGAGACUUGGCAUGGAAAAACAGAUGACUUCUGUAAAUCGUUUGGAAUCCCAUGGGUGUUAACAAAUAGGUACAGUUAAAGUUGUGAGGAAAAGAAAGAAAAUUGAGAAAAUAGUUCAACUGCCAAUUGAGGCACUAAAAACUAAGGAGCUGUUGGUUCAUCAACUUCUCUCUAGUGAGACAAACAUAGUGAACAACAGCUUGUACUAAAUGGAGAACUGCCUGACAAGGAUGCUUUAGUUAAAGGUAUGCAAAGGUCUUUGUUCCCUUCGAAUCACAUGCAUUUUAAGCCAAGCUGCUCGCUUAAGAAAAGCGUCUGCACGAAAUCUUGCAAUGACUGUCUACUAUGUUUUAAAACCUUUUAAUUUGAGAAUUAUAAUUUUGGAUGGGAAAUGGUGCCCUGUGGCAGGAGAUAUGCUACUUCAGUAACGAGACUUCAGCAGCUCACUCCUUGUGAGCUUGUUGCUGUGCCUGAUGUAGAUGGUGCUGCUAUCUGGUUGCUUAGCAGCACCGGAUGCAUUACAGUUAGAUCAGCUUUGAAAGUUCUUUGUCCUGCUCGAAAUAAUGUUCCCUGUCAUAAACUGGUUUGGGAUAAGGGGUCUAUACCCAAGUUCUGUGCCCAAGUUCUCUUUUAUCUUGUGGCUGCUAUGUGCAAGGAGAUUGUAUACGAAAGACAAAAUGAGAAGAUUGGGAUGUUUGAAUGGCUCUUCUGACUGUGUUUUAUGUAAUGGUGCAGAGAAGUCUUUCGAACACCCAUCUUUUGAGUGCAAAAUAUGCCUUAUGCUCUGCUUUCAGGGGUUCACACCCUUGCUCUGUGGAAUUUAGUUGCCUAUGUUAGCAUUGGAAGUCAAAUACACUUGUGGAUAAAUUCCGUGGGCUAGAUCUAGCUGUUACAGUCUACUACGUGUAGAGAGCUAGAAAUGAAGCAAUUUUUCAGAAGAGACGUUUUUCUGCAGUUGGCAUCAUCACAAACAUGGUUGAAGCACUGACGCACACAGGAACCUCCAGGAGAGGUGUCUCCAGAACCAAAGAAAUCUGUAAGCUGAUCCUUGAAUGUGGUAUUUCCCACAAGUGCUGUUGAUAGGCAUUAGCCAUCCUCUAUAUAGUGAGUUGUAUUGAUAGCGUUUUGCUUUCUGCAAUGUACAGGUAGCUGUAGCUACUGUGUGUAAGCUUCUCAUUUUCUUUAUCAAUUAAAAAAUUCAUUUUGCCCAA